Molecule: messenger RNA, 2629 nt
Organism: Monopterus albus (swamp eel)
Lineage: Eukaryota; Metazoa; Chordata; Actinopteri; Synbranchiformes; Synbranchidae
Gene: ythdc1
Product: YTH N6-methyladenosine RNA binding protein C1
Exons: 17
Coding region: 128-1939 (603 amino acids)
Biological process (GO): regulation of alternative mRNA splicing, via spliceosome; mRNA splicing, via spliceosome
Cellular component (GO): nucleoplasm
Molecular function (GO): N6-methyladenosine-containing RNA reader activity; mRNA binding
Source: RefSeq, a predicted model, not a curated record
GAUUUCCUGCAGUUCUUGUUCAUCAGGACUGACGUGGACUUCUGGUCAGACGCUUCCUCGAGUCUUCACGAACCACUUCCUCCGUGGCUGCCUGAGUGCAAGGCAGGAGCACGUCACAGCGGUGGUGAUGGCGGUCGACCGGCGCGAGGACAAAGAGGGAGAACUGAACGUCCUGGAAGAUCUUCUGACUGAGGCCCCGGAUCAGGACGACGAGCUGUACAACCCCGAGACAGAGCGCGAUGUCCCCAACAAGAAAGGGACAAAGAGGAAGAGCGAGCGUCGGGACAGUCAGGAUCUGAAGAGGCCCCGCCCCUCAUCAAGCCACACCCCCUCCAGGUCCUCCUCCACCAAUAAGAGAGGCCCAGGCACCCCUCUGUCCUCAUCUUCUAAAAAAGCAUUAUCCAGCCCCCGCGGUCGACAUGCCACCACCGGCUACCGACAUGAAUACUACGAGGAGCGAAAGGGGCGGCGAGGGGCCAGAGAGGUGAACAGGAGCCGAGGAGGAGAGGACACACGACACAGAGAGUCCCAGAGAGGCCUGGAGGGUCUGAGCCAGAAAGUGCGGCGUGACGAGCAGCGGGCUAGCCCCUCCCCUCGCGAGGAGGAUAAUCAAUCAGAGGAGGAGGCAGCAGCAGAGUAUGGUUCUGAGCAGGGGUCAGGAAGCUCCUCCCCAGCACCCUCCCAUGUAGAGGAGGAGGAAGAGGAGGAGGAUCAAGAGGAAGAGGAGGAGGGCAUGGAGGAAGAAGAGGAAGAAGAGGAAGGAGAGAAGGAGGAGGAGGAGGAAGAGGAAGAAGAGGAGGAGUACGAGAGACGUGGUGGCACUGAGGGGAAUGACUAUGACACACGCAGUGAGGCAGGUGACUCGCGCUCCGCCUCUUCUGUCAGCUUCUCUGAUGACGGCGAGUCAGUGCGCUCAGGCUCUGCCUCGGAGGCCUCAGGUUCAGAGAAGAAGAGGGAGAAGUUAUCGUCGUCUGUCCGAGCAGUUCGCAAAGGGAUGGAGAAUCCGACCAAUAAGCUGCGUUACAUCCUGCGAGAUGCUCGAUUCUUUCUCAUUAAGAGCAACAACCAUGAAAACGUCUCCCUGGCUAAAGCUAAGGGUGUGUGGUCGACGCUGCCAGUGAAUGAGAAGAAGCUGAAUGCAGCUUUCCGCUCGGCUCGGAGUGUCAUCCUCGUCUUCUCUGUGAGGGAGAGCGGCAAAUUCCAAGGUUUUGCUCGCCUGGCAUCGGAGUCUCAUCACGGCGGAUCGCCGAUCCACUGGGUCCUUCCUGCCGGCAUGAAUGCCAAGAUGCUGGGUGGAGUCUUUAAAAUUGACUGGCUCUGCAGGAGGGACCUACCUUUCAUUAAGACGGCUCACCUGACCAACCCCUGGAACGAACACAAGCCUGUCAAAAUCGGUCGCGAUGGACAGGAAAUUCAACCAGACGUUGGUGCUCAGCUCUGUGCCCUUUUUCCAUUGGACGAGAGUGUGGACAUUCACCAGGUGGCUCGUCGUGUUCGUCACAAACGUCGGACGCCAUCUGAGCCGCAGCCUCGAGGCCGACCACCACAGCGUGAACCGGGAAGGCGUCGACCUGAAGAGUACGACCUCCAUGGCAGGAAGCGACCGCGAGCUGACGGUCCACCUGACUUCAACCAGCGAGCAGGGUUCAUCCAAGACCCUCGUAACCAGCCGCUGGACAGGCGAUUCUCCAACGUGAGACGAGACGUUUUUCUCAAUGGGUCCUACAAUGACUACAUGAGGGACUACCACCACAGCGUCGGUCCUCCUGCUCCCUGGCAGACCCUGGCGGCGUACCCCGGUGUGGAGCAGCCUCCUCCCCAUCACCCCCUCGCUUCAGAGAUAAACAAAGAGCACCGCAACACCGUGCUUUCACUUCCAGCCCGCAUGACUACGACAUGCGUGUGGACGACUUCCUGCGGCGAACGCAGGCAGUGGUGAGCAGUCGGCGUGAACGCGAGAGGCAGCGUGAACGUGAGCGUGGCGGACCCCGCCGUGAGAGGGAGAGAGAGCGAGUGAGGGACAGAGACAGGGAGAGAGAGAGGGACAAGGAGAGGGGGCGGUACCGCAGGUGAUUUGAUAAUGUCACAUCCUCUCAGCAUGCAGGGCCUUUUAUUUUGACAGUCAGUAGUGGUUUCGGCUGUCUUCCUGUUUUGCUGAACAUUAUGAAUGAAUAAAAAAAAAUUAGAUACACAAUACCAUCGGUUGCAUUAUUUUGGCCACAAAUUUUUAUAAAAAUGUGAUUUUUUUUUUUCUCAUUAGUUUCUUUAAAGAAAAAAAGAAGUUGCUUCUGCUAAAUUUGAAAUUUUUUUUUACAGUGUAAUUCAUCCUUACCCCACCUUACAUUUCCCAUAAUCCCGUUUCUUUUCCACAUUCAUUUUUUUUUGUCCAGAAUUCUACAGUAUGAGGGGAGAGGUCCCUGGAUUAAACUAUCAUUUAGUUUUAGAAAUCUUUCGCCACUAAAUCAGUUUUUUUUUAAUUGUGAAAGGUUGGCUGUUUCCUGUAAAGUCCUUCAAAUUAAUGAGAAACUCUUCAUUUAAAAUCAAUCUUUAAUCUCACUUCAACACUUUUCUUUUUUUGUUGAACUUAUUUUUUUCUCCUCUUGUUUUAAAUGUUAAAUAUAACUGCAAC